GAAUCCUGUGGGAGGAGGUGUGACUGUUUGAGGAUUUUGUCAGGAAGAAUAUUUUGAUUGCAGAGAACUUGGAAAGGAAAGGGCCGAUGGGUGCCAAGUUUACCAUCUGCUGCUGUCGGUACUACCUGAGACACAACAAGGAGGAGAAGAGUGCUAUUUUGCGCAUGCACACCCCCACAGCUUCUAGACAACCAGAGCUGUUGUCCAGUGACUCCAGUGACAGUGAGGCAGAAGGGGAGAGCCUUUUUGGGCCACAGCCGUCAAGAAAGAGCCCAUGGAACCAUCAGCCAAGCCAGAGGAGCCCAGUGGAUCCAUGGGCCACCGUAAACAGACCUUGUGAAUUUCCCAUCAGGAGAGGAUCAGACAGGGAGUUGCAGGCUUUUAUCAGCAUGAGAGACCAGGCUGACAAAGCUACAGAGGAAUGGGAGAAGCUGAAUUAUGACAUACACACUUUACGCUAUGCCAGGCGAGAAGUCAGAUCUCGAUGGAAGAAAAUCCUGCUGCAGCUAGGUUAUCAGUGUGAGGUAGAUGCCUUGCUGUGUGUCAACAGACAGAGCCGGUUCAGUCGAGAUGAGGAGCAUCUUAACAAAGCGACGGAACUGUUGGAACAGCUGCUGGACCACACCUCUCUGUUUCCUCCAGAGACUGGACACCAGAGCAGAUACCUUCAUGUCAUGGACCGCCUGGUGUCACUGGACAGUGCUGAAGAGUUUGUCAGACUGGCCAAAGAGAAAUAUCCCAAGAAAGUAGGCUGAGACACAGAGACAGAUGAAGACAUAAAGGUUGAGAGAGAGUAAAGACAAGUGAUGACAAAUGACAAUACUGUGUGCACUACUCUCUACUAUUCAUUUAGUUGGCAAAGAGGCA
This is a messenger RNA of Morone saxatilis (striped sea-bass), 867 nucleotides long. Its product is annotated as melanoregulin-like. Bases 87 to 755 code for a protein of 222 amino acids. Gene Ontology annotation, cellular component: melanosome. Gene Ontology annotation, biological process: melanocyte differentiation; melanosome transport. NCBI's taxonomy places the organism in Eukaryota, Metazoa, Chordata, Actinopteri, Moronidae. The record is from RefSeq and is a predicted model, not a curated record. The transcript is spliced from 5 exons.